Messenger RNA from Rubroshorea leprosula, 998 nucleotides. The record is from the annotation of a GenBank genome assembly. Lineage: Eukaryota; Viridiplantae; Streptophyta; Magnoliopsida; Malvales; Dipterocarpaceae.
AAAAAUAGCCGUUACUAGCUGUUGGGGGUCAUUAAAUGCUCUGCAGGACGCAAAGCUCGAGCUGCAGAGUCGGCUGCAGCUUCCAAGAGCCAGCUGCAGCUUCCAAGAGCCGGCUCUCUACAGAUAUUCAAGCCUUUCUGGAGCAACCCACUGUUACUCAGCUACCAUUGGACGAUGACCAGUACACUGGUGAUGAUGCAACAAUGGAGGAGGACACUGAAGAACGUACUUUGGAGGCUGAUUUGGAUGCUGAGUUUGCUGUGCUUGAUCCUGAGUUAGAUACUCAGCUGGAGGAGGCACUAUCACGUGCUAUCCUGAAGACAGGACGUGACAAGGAUAAAGGAGAUAGCGCUCCUGCCGACCCAAGUCAAAGGAAGGUGCUUAGCCUUAAUCAUCGAGGCACAUUCAGCCAUGAGAAGUUUAGGAGGACUGCCAUAGUAAUAUGGAAAUACUUGUAUGAUGAGCCAAUGCUUUUUUGGUCUAGUUGGCCUGAGAAAAAGAAGAGGGUUGCUUGGGAGAAUUUCCAGAGGACAUAUUAUUGGGAAGAAGAUGAUGCUCAUGUGUAUAAAAUUUGGAGAUUACAUUGUCGGAACCAUUUCCGAGACGAGGUUCAUCAAGCUCGAAAGGCAUGGGUCAAGUACAAGAAGUUGCUUGAGUUCAUGCAUAAGGAUACCUUUAAAAUUUGUUGGCAAAAUGGAGGAGUCCAAAAUAUAUUGCACUCCAGGAAAGAGACUGGUUAUCCUGCUUCUGCACCACCCCAGACUAUUGAUCCUUCUUUUGGAGGAUUUAGACCUGAUUACUUACCACCUCCUACUUAGAGACAUUGAUAUUUUAUACUUAUAUUAUAUAUGUUUAUAUAUAUGUACUGCAUAUGUAUAUACAUGGUGUGUAGGAUGAGAAGUUAGUGUAUAUUUAUUAACUUAAACUAGUUUUUAGUUAUGUAGUAUUUGAGUUUAAAUAAGUAAAAUAUAUAAUAUUAAUAAAAUUUAACAAUCCUA